This is a messenger RNA of Exaiptasia diaphana, 2378 nucleotides long. RefSeq names its product protein transport protein Sec23A. The coding region runs from base 1 to 2307 and encodes 768 amino acids. The record is from RefSeq and is a predicted model, not a curated record. The transcript is spliced from 19 exons. NCBI's taxonomy places the organism in Eukaryota, Metazoa, Cnidaria, Anthozoa, Actiniaria, Aiptasiidae. Gene Ontology annotation, cellular component: endoplasmic reticulum exit site; COPII vesicle coat. Gene Ontology annotation, molecular function: zinc ion binding; GTPase activator activity. Gene Ontology annotation, biological process: COPII-coated vesicle cargo loading; COPII-coated vesicle budding; endoplasmic reticulum to Golgi vesicle-mediated transport.
AUGACUACUUAUCAAGACUUUAUUAAUCAAAAUGAAGACAGAGAUGGUGUACGUUUUAGUUGGAAUGUUUGGCCAUCAAGUCGACUUGAAGCUACGAGAAUGGUCGUUCCUGUUGGAUGUACUUACACACCAUUAAAAGAAAGGCCAGAUCUUCCUCCAAUAUGCUACGAUCCUGUGCUUUGCUCUCGCAAUAGCUGUAGAGCAGUUCUCAAUCCUUUGUGUCAAGUUGACUAUAGAUCCAAAGUGUGGCAUUGCAAUUUCUGUUUCCAAAGAAAUGCUUUCCCACCACAGUAUGCAGGAAUAUCAGAGCAGCAUCAACCAGCAGAACUCAUCCCACAGUUUUCCACCAUUGAAUACACAUUACAGCGUGGAGGCUCAUCUGGACCAUUGAUAUUCCUAAUUGUUUUGGAUACAUGUAUGGAUGAAGAAGACUUCCAAGCUGUCAAGGAAUCUCUUCAGAUGUCACUGAGUUUGAUGCCACCCAAUGCCCUUGUUGGUCUCAUUACUUUUGGAAAAAUGGUUCAUGUACAUGAGCUUGGCUGUGAAGGUUGUUCUAAAAGCUAUGUAUUCAGGGGUACAAAAGAUCUAAAUGCAAAGCAGAUUCAGGACAUGCUUGGUCUUGGAGCAAGAGGACAACAGACUGGUCAAAGAGGACCAAUGCCUCCACAACAACAUGCUGAUUCAUUUAACAGGUUCUUACAACCAGUUCACAAGUGUGAUAUGAGUCUCACAGACUUACUGGGAGAAUUACAGAGAGAUCCCUGGCCUGUAGCUACUGGAAAAAGGCCCCUUAGAUCUAGUGGUGUGGCUUUGUCUAUUGCUACAGGGCUUCUUGAGUGUACAUACCCCAAUACUGGCGCAAGGAUAAUGUUAUUUAUGGCAGGACCAGCUACACAAGGUCCAGGAAUGGUUGCUGACAAUGAACUUAAGAAUCCCAUGAGAUCACAUCAUGAUCUGGAAAAAGACAAUGCUGUCCAUGUUAGAAAGGCUGUCAAGUUUUAUGAUGUGUUGUCUAAACGAGCUGCUGAAAAUGGUCAUGUAAUUGACAUCUUUGCUUGCCAACUUGAUCAAACAGGAUUACAUGAAAUGAAAUACAAUCCCAACGUCACAGGGGGGUACAUGGUGAUGGGUGACUCCUUCAACACUGCACUUUUCAAACAGACUUUCCAAAGAGUAUUUGCUAAGGACAUUCGUGGUGAAUUCAAAAUGGCAUUUGGUGCGACACUAGAAGUCAAGACAUCACGUGAGUUAAAGGUGUCGGGUGCAAUAGGACCAUGCUUAUCUUUGGAUAGAAAGGGACCCAAUGUCUCAGAAACAGAAAUUGGAACUGGUAAUACAUGUGCCUGGAAAUUCUGUGGAUUAGACCCAACGACAACAGCGGCUGUAUUUUUUGAGAUCGUUAACCAACACACAGCUCCAGUCCCUCAAGGAGGGCGUGGCUGCAUACAGUUUAUAACGCAAUAUCAACAUUCUAGUGGACAAAGACGAGUUCGUGUAACAACAUGUGCCAGGAAUUGGGUUGAUGCCACUAAUACAGGUCAUAUUGCUAUGGGAUUUGACCAGGAAGCAGCAGCUGUUUUGAUGAGUAGAAUAGCUGUGUUCAGAGCUGAGGGGGAUGAUGGUCCAGAUGUGCUACGUUGGCUGGACAGGAUGUUAAUUCGACUCUGUCAAAAGUUUGGAGAAUACCAUAAAGAUGAUCCAAGCUCCUUCAGACUCGCAGAGAACUUCUCACUUUAUCCCCAGUUUAUGUUCCAUUUAAGACGGUCACAGUUCCUACAAGUGUUCAACAACAGUCCUGAUGAGACAGCUUAUUACAGACAUAUCAUUAACCGAGAGGAUGUUACAAACUCGCUUAUUAUGAUUCAACCAAUCCUGUACUCAUACUCAUUCCAAGGACCACCAGAGCCUGUUUUAUUAGAUUCCAGUAGCAUUUUACCUGACAGAAUCUUAUUGCUCGACACAUUCUUUCAAAUCCUUAUCUAUCAUGGCGAGACGAUCGCUCAAUGGCGCAAAGCAGGAUAUCAAAAUGACCCACAGUACGAGAGUUUCCGUCAGCUUAUUCAAGCACCAGUCGAUGAUGCUGGUGAAAUUCUACAAGUCCGCUUCCCAAUGCCAAGAUACAUCGAGACUGAACACGGAAAAAGUCAGCAACGUUUCUUGUUAUCGAAAGUCAAUCCUUCUCAGACGCACAACAACAUGAUAGCAUGGGGACAAGACGCAUCUGGUGCACCUGUCUUAACAGACGAUGUUAGUUUACAAGUGUUUAUGGAGCAUUUGAAGAAGCUUGCAGUAGCUAAUACAACCUAAAAAUAUCAUAAUGAAACAAACCUAGAAAUUAUGUCUAACAGAAAUUGAAUAAAAGUAGAUGAAUAUGGCAA